AUGUCUUCCAAGAAAAAUGUGGAAGAAGGUAGCAUCACUGCAAUAUCACAGUUAAAUCAUAGUGAUGAGUGGCUGUCAUUUUGGGAAAUUGAAAUAUGGAGAGAAUUUGGAAAAAUCGGAAUAUUCUGCAUCAUUUCAACUUCUCGAUGUUUGAUUUUGUCAAUUUAUGGUAGUAAUGUAUUGGUAGUAUUCCUAAAAUAUAUUUAUUAUAUUGCCUUCUGUUCAACAGCUGUUAAACGAUAUCUCGAGAUCAUCCAUUUAAGACCCAAUCUCAAUUCGAUUGAUGUUUUGUCGUAA
This is a messenger RNA of Brugia pahangi, 297 nucleotides long. NCBI's taxonomy places the organism in Eukaryota, Metazoa, Nematoda, Chromadorea, Rhabditida, Onchocercidae. The record is from the annotation of a GenBank genome assembly.